CUGGAGUGAGCGGGGAGCGUUCUCGCUGGCAGCCUGGGCCACGGGCAGUCGGAGCCGCGGCCGAGCAGCCAGCCUCUUGGAAAGAGCUCGCCGCCGUCCCCGAAGCCGCCCGCUGAGGCCAGUGUGGCGGCGCUGUCCGGCGGCGGGAGAGGGAAGCUGCCGGAGAGGCGGCGGCGAGCGAGUGCGGCAGCCGGCCAGCCCGCGGCGCAGCCCGGCAGCCACGCGAGCUCAGCUCCCGCACGCACGCACGAUCCGCGGCUCGCGCCUCGCUUCGCCUCGCCUCCCGCCCGGUCUCCCCGGCCUCCCCGCCCCCUGGCCCCCGGCUGCCGCGCGGCGGCAGAGGAGCAGCAUGAAUCUGCGGCGGUGCGUGCAGGCGCUCCUGCUGCUCUGGCUCUCCCUGACCGCGGCGUGUGGAGGGCCCCUGCUGCAGCCUUCUGAUGGGAAUGGGCUGGAGGAAAGCAAUGUCCGCCACCUGGUGCAGCCCAGAGGGUCGAGGAACGGACCAGGGCCAUGGCAGGGAGGUCGGAGGAAAUUCCGCCGCCAGCGGCCGCGCCUCUCCCACAAGGGCCCCAUGCCUUUCUGAAGCAGGACUGAACGGGUCCCUGAGUACCCACCCCCUGCAACUCUCACCAGUCCAUAGAUUGGUCUUCCUCUCUGGAGCCCUCACAUCCAUUCGCCUCUCAUCUUGCACCUGUCCUCGCUGCUGAUGGUCCCGGCUCUUCUCACCCACCGGCUUCCCCAAAUGGCGUGAUCCUGCCCCUAGUUGGGAUGAUUCCCUUUCUCUCCAAUGGAUCCAUUCAGCCCCUCUUCCUGGCUCUUCUCUAGACUGAUUUUGGAGACCCAGCACUGGAAGGCCAGCCUUCUCCUACCCCACCCCCCUUCCUCGAGUCCCCACCUCCUCCCAUCUAACAGCCCAACCUUCACCCAGCCCAUUCUUCCUCGGACGUGCUCUGCGGGCUGGGGGGAAACACUCCCUUCUUCAGUGGGCCUCAGCAGAUCCCAGGCUUUCCAGUCAGGUGGACCCUUCACCAGGCAAGGAGCCUCUGGUUAGAGGGGCUGGGGCAUCAGGAUGCAGACAGGUGCCUGGGGAGGGGCAUUGGAAUGGGGGUUGGUUCUCUGGUGAAGGGGAGAUGGGAGGCAUUGGAGAAGAGGAGGGAUAGCUGCUGUGGCCUUUCCUUCAUCCCAUGUUUGGCUUAAGGAAGAGGCAAAGGAGAGGGGCCAUGAAGUACUUUGUUACCUCUCUCACCUUUCUGUGUCUCCUAACACUGCCCCCCACCCCACCCCCAACUCC
Molecule: messenger RNA, 1291 nt
Organism: Acinonyx jubatus (cheetah)
Lineage: Eukaryota; Metazoa; Chordata; Mammalia; Carnivora; Felidae
Gene: APLN
Product: apelin
Exons: 3
Coding region: 350-583 (77 amino acids)
Biological process (GO): signal transduction
Molecular function (GO): apelin receptor binding; hormone activity
Source: RefSeq, a predicted model, not a curated record